This is a messenger RNA of Funneliformis geosporum, 201 nucleotides long. The record is from the annotation of a GenBank genome assembly. Lineage: Eukaryota; Fungi; Glomeromycota; Glomeromycetes; Glomerales; Glomeraceae.
AUGAUUGGUGAUUUAAGUAGUGUAAGUGACACCAAUGAUGAAAAAGAUGAAGAACUUCCAGUAAAUUUACUGAUACAACUAUUUGGUGCUGAAAAUUUGGACAACACAAAAGAACCACCAGCGCUACACAAAAAACUAGUAAUUUUAGGUGUUCUCUUGGAAGCUUUGAAAAGUACACUGGAAGUACCAAACUUACAAUAA